UUGGACGGAAUGUCUUUACAUAUCAUUCAUCAAUAAUUUUGAUUUUAGUUGUCAGCUUAUGAAGUUGUUUAAACAAAAAGCUGUCAACACUGUGUCGGUAACUUCACAGUGAAAUUUAUUUUCUCCUGAACUGAUAUUUAAAGGCGGCAAAAAUAUACGGCUGAAAAGAAAGUGAAUCAAAAUGAGUCGGUUAUACGAUACAGUGGAGCCAGCUGUUAUAGAUGAGGAAAUGCUCAAGAAAGCUGUUGAAGAACAGGGACCAAAAGAAGAAGCAGGGAAGAUUGCAAAACAAGAGGGAAUUGACUUUGGAGAUGUACUAUCUCUGCGACUUGAUUUUUUAAAUAUUCUGAAAAUUGAUAAUCUGUGGGAAUUCACAAAGCUUACCAAAUUACAGUUGGACAAUAAUAUUAUUGAAAAAAUUGAAGGAUUAGAGAGUUUGGUCAACUUAGUUUGGUUGGAUUUGUCCUUCAACAACAUAGAAUGCAUUGAUAACCUGGAAACACUGACCAAACUGGAGGACCUGACCCUGUAUAGUAACAGAAUCUCCACGAUAGACAACAUGGACACCCUCCUAAACCUCCACGUCCUCUCCCUCGGCAGAAACCAACUCACAGAUUUAGAAAAUUUGAGGUAUCUAAGAAGAUUCAAAAACCUGAAGACACUGAAUUUAUCAGACAAUCCUUUCUGCAAACAAGAGGAAUACAAACAAUAUGUGAUUGCAUUUUUAUCAAAUCUGGAAUUUUUGGAUUACAGACUUAUUGAUCAGCAGUCAAGGGAUGCUGCAAUAGAAAAAUACCAGGUCUCUAGAGAUGAGAUGCUUCAUAAUGAAAGACAGGCAGAAAUGAAAAAAGAGGAGGAGGUUAAAAGACUACAGGAGCUGGAGAAACACAAGAAUGCCUAUGUAGAGCUGAUGAAUGGACCAGAUCUAUUUGAACAAAUGUAUGCCGAGGACAAGGAGGGACAGAAACUGAAUGAGAUGCCAGGCCUGGAGGAUCAACUUCAUAGCUUCAAAGAGAAGUUUAUGCAGUACUGUAUGCAGAUCUUUGAGUUUGGUAUUGCUGAGCAUGAGAAGCGGGAGGAAGAAGUGAAGAGUUUCUGGGAAUGCGUGGAGGAGGCCAAACAGGACAACAAGAGGCUUGGGAUGAAAUACAACGUGGAAUUCACUGAGAUGAAGAAGAAGCUCUUGCAGGAGAUGUCUCAGAUGAGUGAUCCAAAGAUGUUAGAACAGUGUGUCAAAGAUUACAACGACAGAAUACAGGAACUCUGGGACAAGCUGAUGGGAUUAGAGCUACAGCUUGUUGACCAGUUAGAGGAAGUAAUUAAAGAAUUUGAGAGAAACAUGCAGGACAUGGUAGGCUCAUUUGUAGAGAAUGUCCAAGCUCUUCUCUCUCAGUGCCGGGACCUGGAAAACAAUCACCAUGAAAAAAUGAUGGAAAUUGCCAUUGUCACUCUGGAAAAAGUCAUCAAAAAUGAACUGGAUGAUGAAAUAUCUGAUGAUUUAAAAAUGUUACUCGUGGACAAAGACACCAUUAUCAAUGCUGUAUCCUCCUCACAUGAUGUUCAUCUGCUGAAAAUUGACAAUAAGGAGGAUGACAUGGUAACUCGCAUCAACCAGUGGCUCAAGAACAUGAUUGAGCAGAUUCACCAGGAUGAGGAAAUUACCCGUAAUAGAAUGCGUGUGUCAGAAAUUAACAAUCUUAUUGAUCACCUGCGGGAGGAAAUGGACAAUCUGGAGGUGAUGCAAAACUAGGGAGUUUGAUUCUAAAACAUGUCAGAGAGCCUGAAUUGAAUGCCUUGUGAUUGGAAAAAGAUAUCUUUUAGUUAAUGGACUAUAUUAUCAGACCUUUGAACUUCAGUUUACAAGUUCUUGAGGACUACAUUAAAUUGCUUUUGUGUAGCCUUUAACUGUUCUGUAAAAAAGGUACAAAUGAGAUGUGUGAAAAACUUAUUAAUUUCUGAAAAUCUGUGAUAAGGAAAAGUUAUAAAUAAAUCAGUGAUAUCUUUAACUGUAAAGAUGUUUAAUG
Saccostrea echinata is the source of this 2024-nucleotide messenger RNA. Its product is annotated as dynein regulatory complex subunit 3-like. Gene Ontology annotation, molecular function: protein binding. The transcript is spliced from 11 exons. Lineage: Eukaryota; Metazoa; Mollusca; Bivalvia; Ostreida; Ostreidae. The coding region runs from base 182 to 1750 and encodes 522 amino acids. The record is from RefSeq and is a predicted model, not a curated record.